GACUGGGGCCUUUACAUCGGUGGCAUUCGAGAGGCCGAGGAUCUCGAGUCUCUGCGUGCUCAUGGAAUUUGUGCCGUGGUUAAUGCAGCGCCAGACGUCGUUCAUGUUAACUAUCCAGAGGGCUGGGUAACUUUGACUGUGGACGCAGAGGAUGAUCCCGCCUAUCCUUUGUUGGAAGCGCACUUGGAGCCAGUUUCGGAGUUCCUGAACGAACAGCGGGCCCAAAGAUGCUUGGCUGUGCUGCAGCUUUCGCCCUGCAACGUGGCAGAUAACCAUGCUUUUCUCUGCUCGUUUGUCAGCCGCCAAGGAAGGCCUGUGCUUUUGCAUUGCUUCGCUGGGAUGAACCGCAGUGCAGCUCUUUGUGCUGCCUAUCUCUUAGCCCGGGAUCGAAUGGACUUAUUCACAGUCGUCAGACUGAUAAGUGAGCGCCGUGGCUGGAUCCUCAGCAACGAUGGCUUUGUGCGACAGCUGGUGCACCUUGCAAAGGCUGAGGAGCUAUUGAAGCCCGCUGAGCGCUUGCAGUUGGAUGUGGUGCACGAAGAAUCCGAUUCGAAGCCAUUGAAAUCGAGCUCGAGCUGUGCAAACAGGAGGGCCGCAUCCGAGCACUGUCAUGCUUCGAAACUGGGCCGGUCCUUGUCGAGGAUGUCAUCAUUCUCAUCAGAUGCAGCGGGAGACGCCCCAACAUCUUUGGAGCGAACGACGGCGCAUGACGGUCGGCUUGUACGCAAACUGUCCAAAUCCUCCAGCGCGCUUUCAGACGUCUCUACAGACGGCGCGGGCGUGAAGGUUGCCCGAACUUCAUCUUACCAGCCGCUGCAAGCCCGCACUAUCUCAGACAGGGAGUUGGGGUAUGCGUCCAGGCUGCCGCGGCAGGAUUCCGUCGGCCCAGAGGCGAAAAAGAUCCGUCCAAUCCAAGACAUGCGGGAGGGACGAGCUGGAUUGCGAGAUGGCACGUACCUUUACGUGGUUAUGCUCGGAGACGAGGAUAACAUCCGCUUGAUACACGAAGAGCACUUGGUUCACGAGGGCGUCCUGGCUGGUCAUACGUCGCUGGUGCAAAGAAAUGAAUUCACCCGCGGAUGGGCCAAACAAUGGGACACCAACGACCCACAGUUCCGCCACACGGUGUUGUAUGCCGGUGAGCUGGAGUACCAGGAGGGAGAAGGGGUCGUGAUGUGGAAUAACCACUCGGGCCACUAUACCCCAUCGGCAGCAGACCAUGUCCGCGUGCACCUUGAUCCGGCCACUUUCGUGGCUGCUCGGAUUUACAUAUUAGGUUGA
This is a messenger RNA of Symbiodinium necroappetens, 1281 nucleotides long. The record is from the annotation of a GenBank genome assembly. NCBI's taxonomy places the organism in Eukaryota, Dinophyceae, Suessiales, Symbiodiniaceae.